This is a messenger RNA of Salvelinus sp. IW2-2015, 13060 nucleotides long. The record is from RefSeq and is a predicted model, not a curated record. Lineage: Eukaryota; Metazoa; Chordata; Actinopteri; Salmoniformes; Salmonidae.
CACUUCAAAGACAUAUUCGUGAUGGUGUGGAAACAACAUGUCUCUCAGCUCGCGUUCUGCGAAGUCCAACUUGAGAAACAGGUCCCAACCCUCAGUCCCCGUGGAGUCAAUAAAGGAAAUGCAGCAAAAGCUGAAAGAGGAGCGUGAGGCUAAGAGAGCUCAGCUGGAUGGCAGACAUGACUACGUCCUUAGCAUCGUGGCUUCCUGCCUGGGCCUGGAGAAGGCUGAUGUGGAGGAUGCCAUUCUGGAGGGAACUCAGAUUGAGCGCAUGGAGCAGUUCUUUGUGGCUGAGGGACUUCCUCAUAUCAUGUUCUACUAUCAGGAUGUGGAGCCAGCUGAAGCAGGUGAGAUGAUUGCAUCAUCAGCAGCUACCUUGGCCCCAAAACGGAGUAAGAAGGCCAAGGUGUUUGUCACUGAGGGCAAAGAUGUGGCUCUGACUGGUGUCUGUGUGUUCUUCACAAGAGCCAAUCCCUCCAAGGCUAUCACCUCUGAGAAUGUGCACAGGGAGGUGAAUUUCAACAUGCUGGACACCACAGAGGUAGGCCUGCUUAAAAGUGUGGAGCAGCUGCUGUCUGAGAUCUUCAUACCCAGCCUGAAGAAGAUGGACCAUGGCUGGGGAGAGCUGGCCAGUCCACAGGCACAGUCAGUUAAACAGGAAUUCAUCAGCUCACUGGACAGCUUUGUGUCUGUGCUGGCCGGGGCACAGGAGAGCCUGCAGGAGAAGGUGAAUCUAAAAGAAUGUGACGAAUUUGACCUGAAGACACUGAAAGGCCCGUCUGACUACAUUGCUGUGGCUAACAGCACAGAGGCAACAGAGAAGAUAGAGGCCUGUAUGAAAGUGUGGAUCAAACAGAUCGAACAGGUGCUGGCGGAGAGUGACCAGCUGAGGAAGGAGGCAGAUGACCUGGGGCCGCGGGCCGAGCUGGACCACUGGAAGAAACGCAUGUCCCGCUUCAACUACCUCCUGGACCAGCUCAAGAGCCCCGAUGUCAAGGCUGUCCUGGGCGUUCUCAUGAUGGCCAAGUCAAAACUCAUCAAGUCCUGGCGAGAGCUGGACACCAGGAUCACUGACUCAGCCAACGAGGCCAAGGACAAUGUGAAGUACCUCUACACUCUGGAGAAGUUCUGUGACCCGCUCUACAACAGUGACCCUGUGUCGAUGGUGGAGGCCAUUCCAGGCCUGAUCAACGCCAUCCGGAUGAUCCACAGGAUCUCCCGCUACUACAACACCUCAGAGAAGAUCACCUCCCUGUUUGUCAAGGUUACCAACCAGAUGAUUACAGCAUGUAAGGCUUACAUCACCAACAACGGGUCUGCGUCCAUAUGGGACCAGCCUCAGGGUGUUGUAGCUGAGAAACUGAAAGCUGCUAUCCACCUAAAUCAGGAGUACCAGAAGUGCUUCCACAAGACCAAGGAGAAGCUGGAGCAGAGUCCUUCCGAGAGGCAGUUUGAUUUCAGUGAGAUGUACAUCUUUGGGAAGUUUGAGACGUUCCAACGACGCCUCUACAAGAUCCUCAACAUGUUCAGCACCAUCACUACUUACUCAGCCCUACAGGACUCCAAGAUAGAAGGCCUGGAAACUAUGGCAACCACUUUUCAGAGCAUUGUAUUGAGCAUGAAGAAAAAGCACUACAGUUUCCUUGAUCAGAGAAGAACAGACUUUGAUCAAGACUAUGACGAGUUUUGUAAAAAUAUCACUGACUUGCACAAUCAGUUGAAGACCUUCAUGGAUAACACUUUCGAUAAGAUUCAAAACACAGAAGGAGCUUUGAAUGUACUGAAAAAAUUUGAACGAAUGGGCAUUCCAGACCUGGGCAUCGAUGAGAAGUACCAGCGGAUCCUUCAGAACUAUGGGAGAGACAUAGAGAUGGUGUCCCGUAACUACACCAAGCAGAAGAUGGAUCCUCCCAUUGGCCGGGACCUGCCCCCGGUAGCCGGUAAGAUCCUGUGGGCCCGCCAGCUGUAUCGGAGGAUCCAGGAACCCAUGGAUCUGUUUCAGGAACACCCUGGGGUGCUGGCUACACCCGAGGCCAAACGCAUCAUCAGGAACUACAACAGGGUGGCCAGGGUGCUGCUAGAGUUUGAGAUGCUCUACCACAGUGGAUGGAUGAAGCAGAUCGAGGAGGUCAGACUGGGCCUCCAGGCCUCUUUACUGGUCAAAUGUCCCGAUACGGGGGACCUGUUUGUCAACUUUGACCCCCAGAUCCUGACUCAGAUUAGGGAGACAGACUGCAUGACCAGGAUGAGGCUGGAGAUUCCUUCCUUUGCAGCCAUCUUACAGCAGAAACAAGAUGCCCUCAAGAAGAAAUACAACAAGCUGCAGCUGGUUCUGACGGAGAACGCCAGGGUCCGGGCUAAGAUCCAGAGUGCCUUUGGGCAACUGGUGAUGCCUCAUGUUGCUAAGGUGGACGAAGCCAUUCUGCCAGGCCUGACCUCCCUCAACUGGACCUCACUGAACAUCGAGAAAUACCUCAGCCGCAUCAACAGUGCUCUCAUGGACCUGGAGCUGCUGAUGGACAGAGUGAAUGACCUGGUGGAGUUCAGGAUAGACGCUGUGCUGCAGGAGAUGAGUGGAGCCACACUGUGGGUUCUGCCCCUGGGGGAACCUUUCAGCUGUGAAGAGUUCGUUCAGACCACCAGGGAGGAGGGUAAGUCAGAGGGUCGCAUCAACCUGCUGUCUCGUAACACCACGGCAGCGAGCACCACGGGCCCCCCGUCUCCCCUGGUGAAGAGGAAGAAGAAGAAAGACCUGCUGGAGGUGAUGGAGGAGGAGGCUGAAGAGCUUCUGUCCCACUUCAACCACCGUAACGUGGACGCCCUGCUGAGGCUCACACGCAACACCCUGGAGACCCUCCGCAAACGCCUCCACGCCUCCUCACUACUGCACUUCCUGACAGAGAGUGAUUCCCCCAGCCGUCUGAAGGGCAGUGGUCAGCAGCCUAUCUUCAGGACCAGUGUGUCCCUGUCCAUCCCCAACAUCGCCAUGGUCCCAGCCCUGGAUGAGGUCCAGCAGGCUCUGAACCGGGCUGUGGAGAGUGUGGUCAGUGUCAGCAAAGGAGUCGGCCAGUGGAGCAAGGAGAGGAUCUCCAAGAGGAAGAUGAGUGAGAGACGAUUGGCUGCUCUGAGACAGGACAAGAGUGACAGUGAGUCAGAGGACGGAGAGACCACCUACAGGAGCCUGGCUGACGGCAGUACCUCAGACAUCUCCGCCUCUGUGACCCAGGCUAUACCCUACCAGGCCAGGAACUACUACAAGAGUGUGUCUGAGAACAAGGAGAUCAUCAAGCUGGUGUCUGUGCUCAGCACCUCCAUCAACUCUACCAAGAAGGAGGUGAUGAAUGCUUUGGACCGCUUCAGAUGUUACCACCACAUCUGGAGGAAGGAGCGAGAGGACACCAUCCAGAAGUUCAGCCAGGGCAGCCCUCUGCUGUCUGAGUUUGAAUCUCAGAUCCUCUACUACAAAGAUCUGGAGCUGGAGAUCAACGCUGAGCCUGAGUACAUCACUGUGGGAGCUCUGGCCCUCUAUACAGCUGACCUGAAGAUGGCCCUGACUGUGGAGACUAAGAGCUGGAUGGUGGACUACGGCCUGCACUGUAACAGGAAGUACCGGACAGAUAUGGAGAACAUCUUCACGUUAGUGGACGAGGCGGCAAAGAAAUUGAACCGACCAAUCAAAGAUUUGGACGACAUCCGCAUCGCCAUGGCAUCGCUGAAGGAGAUCAGAGAGCAGCAGAUCUCCAUUGACUUCCAAGUGGGACCCAUAGAGGAGUCCUAUUCCAUGCUCCAUAAGUACGGCCUGGUAGUGGCGAAGGAGGAGGCAGAGAAGGUGGACACGCUGCGCUACACCUGGGAGAAGCUGCUAGCCCGCAGCACAGAGGUUCAGAAUAGCUGGUGUUCCCUGCAGCCCAACUUCAGAGGAGAGCUCAUAGACAACGUGCAGACGUUUGGAGACUGUGGACACUUCUAUCAGGACUAUGACAAGGACGGUCCCAUGGUUGUCGGACUGGCUCCCCAAGACGCUAGUGACAGACUCAUCAUGUUUCAGAAUCGCUUUGACAACCUGUUCCGUAAGUACAUCACCUACACUGGUGGAGAGGAGCUGUUUGGCCUGCCUGUGACCCAACACCCUCAGCUGCUGGAGAUCAGGAGACAGCUCACCCUCCUCCAGAAGCUCUAUGGACUCUACAACAGUGUCAUCGACACCGUCAACGGCUACUAUGACAUCCUCUGGGCCGACAUCCACAUAGACAGGAUCAAUAACGAACUUCUUGACUUCCAGACGCGUUGUCGCAAGCUGCCCCGUGCCCUGAAAGAGUGGAAGGCAUUCCUUGACCUGAAGAAAAGUAUAGAUGAGUUCAACGAGUGUUGCCCCCUACUGGAACUGAUGACCAACAAGGCCAUGAUGACGCGUCACUGGAAGAGGAUCACCGAGGUGACAGGACACAGCUUCGAGGUGGAGACGGACACCUUCAAGCUGCGCAACAUCAUGGAAGCUCCGCUCCUCAAAUGCAAAGAGGAAAUUGAGGAUAUUUGCAUCAGUGCAGUGAAGGAGAGGGACAUUGAGCAGAAGCUGAAGCAGGUGAUUGCUGAGUGGGACAACAAGACAUUCACCUUCGCCAACUUCAAGACGCGAGGGGAGCUGCUGCUGAGGGGCGACAGCACCGCUGAGAUCAUUACUAACAUGGAGGACAGCCUCAUGGUGCUGGGAUCACUCAUGAGCAACAGGUACAACACGCCAUUCAAGGCCCAGAUCCAGAAAUGGGUUCAGAACCUUUCCAAUACCACUGACAUCAUAGAUAACUGGAUGACUGUCCAGAACCUGUGGAUCUACCUCGAGGCUGUGUUCGUGGGAGGGGACAUAGCCAAACAGCUACCCAAGGAGGCGAAACGUUUCUCCAACAUCGACAAGUCCUGGGUGAAGAUCAUGACGCGGGCCCAUGAGAUGCCCAACGUGGUGCAGUCAUGUGUGGGGGACGAGACCAUGGGACAGCUGUUGCCUCACCUGCUGGAACAACUGGAGAUCUGUCAGAAGUCUCUCACUGGGUACUUGGAGAAGAAGCGUCUGCUGUUCCCUCGGUUCUUCUUUGUGUCUGACCCGGCCCUGCUGGAGAUUCUGGGCCAAGCCUCGGACUCCCACACCAUCCAGGCCCACUUGCUCAACGUCUUUGACAACGUUAAAUGUGUCCGCUUCCAUGACAAGAUGUACGACCGGAURCUGGCCAUCUCAUCCAGGGAGGGGGAGACGGUAGAGCUGGAUCGGCCUGUGACGGCUGAAGGGAACGUGGAGGUCUGGCUCAACGCCCUGCUGAAGGAAUCCCAGAGGUCUCUUCACCUGGUCAUCAGACAGGCUGUCCUGGCCAUCCAUGACUCAGGCUUCCAGCUCAUUGAGUUCCUAGACUCUUUCCCUGCUCAGGUUGGUCUGCUGGGAGUCCAGAUGAUCUGGACCAGAGACUCAGAGGAGGCCCUGACCAACGCCCGCUACGACCGUAAGAUCAUGCCCAAGACCAACCAGUCUUUCCUGGAGCUUCUCAACACCCUGAUAGACAUGACCACUAAAGACCUGGCCUCAAUGGAGCGGGCCAAGUAUGAGACACUGAUAACCAUCCAUCUUCACCAGAGGGACAUUGAUGACCUGUGUCGGCUGCAUAUCAAAAGCCCUACAGACUUUGAGUGGCUGAAGCAGUGUCGUUUCUACUUCAAUGAGGACUCUGAAAUGAUCAUCAACAUGACUGACGUAGGCUUCAUCUAUCAGAAUGAGUUCCUGGGCUGCACUGACAGACUGUCAUCACCCCUCUCACUGACAGGUAAGGACUAACUAGUCAUCACCCCUCUCACUGACAGGUGCUACAUCACACUGGCCCAGGCUCUGGGGAUGAGUAUGGGAGGAGCCCCAGCCGGCCCUGCAGGGACAGGGAAGACUGAGACCACUAAAGACAUGGGCCGCUGCCUGGGGAAGUACGUGGUGGUCUUCAACUGCUCCGACCAAAUGGACUUCAGAGGACUGGGGAGGAUCUUUAAAGGCCUAGCCCAGUCGGGCUCMUGGGGCUGUUURGAUGAGUUCAACCGUAURGACCUAUCAGUGCUCUCCGUGGCGGCCCAGCAGAUCGCCAUCGUGCUUACCUGCAAGAAGGAGCGCCGCAAGAACUUCAUCUUCACCGACGGAGACAACGUGGAAAUGAAUCCCGAAUUCGGCAUCUUCCUGACUAUGAACCCGGGCUACGCAGGUCGUCAGGAGCUUCCAGAGAACCUGAAGAUCAACUUCCGCUCGGUGGCCAUGAUGGUCCCAGACCGUCAGAUCAUCAUCCGGGUCAAGCUGGCCAGCUGUGGCUUCAUAGACAACAUAGAGCUGGCCAGGAAGUURUUCACCCUCUACAAACUGUGUGAGGAGCAGCUCUCCAAGCAGGUGCAUUACGACUUUGGACUCCGAAACAUUUUGUCAGUUCUGCGAACACUGGGGGCGGUGAAACGAGCGAACCCCAACGACACAGAAUCUACCAUCGUCAUGAGGGUUCUCAGAGAUAUGAACCUGUCCAAGCUGAUAGAUGAAGACGAACCGUUGUUCCUCAGCCUGAUAGAGGACCUCUUCCCCGGGAUCCAGCUAGAUAAAGCAGGCUACCCAGAGCUGGAGACAGCUAUCGACAAACAGGUGGAGGAGUCUGGUCUGAUCAGCCAUCCUCCUGAAGCUAAGGUGAUUCAGCUGUUUGAGACCCAGAGGGUCCGCCAUGGCAUGAUGGCCCUGGGGCCCAGCGGAGCAGGAAAAACCACCUGCAUUCACACCCUGAUGAGAGCCAUGACAGACUGCGGUCAGCCACACAGAGAGAUGCGUAUGAACCCCAAAGCGAUCACCGCCCCUCAGAUGUUUGGCCGUCUAGAUGUAGCUACCAAUGACUGGACUGACGGCAUCUUCUCUACCCUGUGGAGGAAGACCCUGAGAGCCAAGAAAGGGGAGCACAUCUGGAUAGUACUAGAUGGACCAGUAGAUGCUAUCUGGAUAGAGAACCUCAACUCUGUACUGGAUGACAACAGGACUCUGACCCUGGCCAAUGGAGACAGGAUCCCCAUGGCCCCCAACUGCAAGAUUGUGUUUGAGCCCCACAACAUCGACAACGCCUCGCCUGCCACCGUGUCUCGUAACGGAAUGGUGUUCAUGAGCUCUUCUGUGCUCAACUGGAGCCCCAUUCUGGAGGGCUGGCUGAAGAAGCGUUCCCGUCAGGAGGGAGAGAUGCUGAGAGAGCUGUUCUCCUCUUCCUUCCCAGAGCUCUACCGGUUCACUGUUCACUGUCUGGAGUACAAGAUUGACAUGCUGGAGGCCUUCGUCAUUAUGCAGAGCAUCAACAUGCUGCAGGGCCUCAUCCCCGCCAAGGAGCAGUGUGGGGAGGUGUCCAGGCAGCAUGUGGAGCGUCUCUAUGUGUUUACUCUCAUGUGGAGCAUCGGAGCUUUACUGGAGCUGGAAGACAGGAGGAAGAUGGAGAGCUGGCUCCGUGGCAACGACAACAUCCAUCUGGACCUCCCAGAUAUACCAUCAGACAGCGAGGACACCAUGUUCGACUACCACGUCACUACAGACGGUCAGUGGYUCCACUGGAACACACGGGUAGAGGAGUACGUCUACCCAUCAGACCUCACCCCAGAGUACGGAUCCAUCCUGGUCCCCAACGUAGACAAUGUCCGCACUGACUUCCUCAUCCAGACCAUCGCCAAACAGGGCAAGGCUGUGUUGUUGAUCGGAGAGCAAGGCACAGCCAAGACUGUCAUCAUCAAGGGAUACAUGUCAAAGUACGACCCCGAAACUCACAUGGCCAAGAGUCUCAACUUCUCCUCCGCCACAACUCCACUCAUGUUCCAGCGGACUGUGGAGAGCUAUGUGGACAAGCGGAUGGGCACCACCUAUGGCCCUCCUGCAGGGAAGAAGAUGUCCAUCUUUGUGGACGACAUCAACAUGCCAGUCAUCAACGAAUGGGGAGAUCAGGUUACCAAUGAGAUAGUCCGCCAGCUGAUGGAACAGAACGGGUUCUUCAAUCUGGAGAAGCCGGGGGAGUUCACCAAUGUAGUGGACAUCCAGUUCCUGGCAGCGAUGAUCCACCCAGGGGGAGGCCGCAACGACAUCCCCCAGAGACUGAAGAGGCAGUUCUCCAUCUUCAACUGCACCCUGCCCUCCAACGCAUCCAUCGACAAGAUAUUUGGAGUCAUCGGGACAGGACACUACUGUGCCCGGCGAGGCUUCACAGAAGAGGUGCGUGGAACUGUGGCCAAGCUGGUGCCGCUGACCCGUCGGCUGUGGCAAAUGACCAAGGUCAAGAUGCUGCCCACUCCGGCCAAGUUCCACUACAUCUUCAACCUCAGAGACUUGUCCAGAGUCUGGCAGGGCAUGCUCAACCCAACCGCUGAGMUGGUCAACUCUCUUACUGUGUUGCUUCAGCUGUGGAAGCAUGAGUGUAAGCGUGUGAUCGCAGACCGGUUUACCAUGCCAGAAGAUGUAGCCUGGUUCGACAGGGCCCUGGCCAAGCUAGUAGAGGAGGAGCUAGGAGAGGAAGAGAGGMCUGUGGUCGACUUCGGAGUAGACGGCUACUUUGUUGACUUCCUAAGAGAUGCUCCUGAAGCUACAGGUGAGGAGCCAGAGGAUACAGACUUUGAGAUGCCCAAGGUGUAUGAGCCCAUCGAGUCGCUUGAGGGCCUGAUGGAGAGGCUCAACAUGUUUCUUGGCCAGUACAACGAGAGCAUCAGAGGAGCUGGCAUGGACAUGGUGUUCUUCAGAGAUGCUAUGAUACACCUUGUCAAGAUCUCCAGGAUCAUCCGCACCCCCAGAGGGAAUGCCCUUCUAGUAGGAGUGGGGGGCUCAGGCAAGCAGAGCCUGACUAAACUGGCUUCCUUCAUCGCCGGAUACAAGACCUUUCAGAUCACACUAACACGUUCGUACAACACUGCUAACCUGAUGGAGGAUCUGAAGGGUCUGUACAGGACAGCAGGCCAGCAGGGAAAAGGCAUCAGCUUCAUCUUCACUGAUAACGAGAUCAAGGACGAGUCUUUCCUGGAGUACAUGAAUAAUGUGUUAUCAUCUGGGGAGGUGUCGAACUUGUUUGCUCGAGACGAAAUUGACGAGAUCAUCAGUGACCUCAUACCAGUCAUGAAAAGAGAGUUUCCUCGGCGACCACCAACCAAUGAGAACCUCCAUGACUAUUUCAUGAGCAGGGUUAGACAGAACCUACACGUGGUUCUCUGCUCUCUCUCCUGUUGGGAAAAGUUCCGGAACAGAGCCCUGAAGUUCCCUGCCCUCAUCUCCGGCUGCACCAUGGACUGGUUCAGCCUGCCCAAAGAUGCUCUGAUCGCAGUGUCAGAGCACUCCUGUCCACCUAAACAUCGACUGUUCGACCGUGUGAAGGGGGAGGUGGUGCAGUGUAUGGGCUCCUUCCAGGACGGCGUGGCAGAGGAGUGUGUAGAUUACUUCCAGAGGUACCGCCGCGCCACGCACGUCACUCCCAAGUCCUACCCCUUCAUCCAGGGAUACAAGACCAUCUAUAAGGAGAAGCACCUGAGGUGGCAGACACUGGCACACAGGAUGAACACAGGUCUUCAGAAGCUGAGGGAGGCCUCUGUGUCUGUAGCAUUACUCAGCAAAGAGCUGGAGGUCAAAGAGAAGGAGCUGCAGAUCGCCACGAGAGGCAGACAUGGUGUGUUGAAGGUGGUGACAGUGAAGGCCCAGGCAGCAGAGAAGGUCAAGGUGGAGGUCCAGAAGGUCAAGGAUAAGGCUCAAGCCAUAGUGGACAGCAUCUGCGACAAGGCCUUCGCUGAGGAGAAGCUGGGAGCUGCCAAGCCAGCCCUGGAGGAGGCUGAGGGUGCACUGCAGACCAUCAAGCCGUCGGACAUUGCCAGGCGGACCCUGGGUCGGCCUCCCCACCUCAUCAUGAGGAUCAUGGACUGUGUUCUGCUGCUGUUCCAGAGGAGGGUGAACACGGUGAAGAUCGACCCGGAGAAGAAACUGCACCAUGCCCAUCCGGCAGGAGUCCCUCAAACUCAUGACUGCUGGGAACUUCCUGGGCAGUCUGCAGACACUGUUGGAGGACUGCUGAACGUCGCAGACAACAAGAUGCAGAAGGCCUCUAGCCUCAUCAGUGGUCUGGCUGGAGAGAAAAGAGCGCUGGACAGAGCCGAGCAAAGAGUUUUCCGCCCAGACAGCGCCCUUUGGCAGCAGAACCGGCUGGCCAUGGCCAACAUAGACCUGCAGGCGCCCAGGCAGAGUUGGAUGACAAGCAGGCAGAGCUGGAUUGUGGUCCAAGCAGAGUAUGAGAAGGCCAUGAUGAGAGAACAGACACUGUUGGAGGAUGCUGAACGCUGCAGACACAAGAUGCAGACGGCCUCUAGCCUCAUCAGUGGUCUGGCUGGAGAAGAAGAGGCGCUGGACAGAGCCGAAGUGACAUCUUAUUGUCCACGGCUUUCCUUCGCCUUUCUGUCCUACUCCGGCCCCUUCAACCAGGAGUUCCGGAACCUUCUCCUGACCGACUGGCAGAGGGAGAUGAAGACCAGACACAUCCCGUUCGGGAACAACCUCAACCUGACCGAGAUGCUGAUCGACGCACCCACGGUCAGCGAGUGGAACCUUCAGGGCCUGCCCAACGAUGACCUAUCCAUCCAGAAUGGAAUCAUCAUCACCAAGGCCUCACGCUUCCCUCUCCUCAUAGACCCUCAGACCCAGGGCAAGAUCUGGAUAAAAAAUAAAGAAUCCAUGAAUGAGCUGCAGAUCACCUCCUUGAACCACAAGUACUUCAGGAACCACCUGGAGGACAGCCUGUCUCUGGGGCGCCCCCUACUGAUCGAGGACGUAGGGGAAGAGCUGGACCCGGCACUGGACAACGUACUGGAGAAAAACUUCAUCAAGACGGGCUCCACUUAUAAAGUGAAAGUGGGAGACAAGGAGGUGGAUGUGAUGAGGGGGUUCCGUCUUUAUGUGACCACUAAGCUCCCCAACCCUGCGUACACCCCAGAGAUCAGCGCCCGCACCUCAAUCAUAGACUUCACUGUCACCAUGAGGGGUCUGGAGGACCAGCUGCUGGGACGGGUCAUCCUCACUGAGAAACAGGAGUUGGAGAAGGAGCGCACAGACCUGCUGGAAGAUGUAACGGCCAACAAGAGGAAGAUGAAAGAGCUGGAGGACAACCUGCUGUAUCGUCUGACCUCUACAGGGUCCCUGGUGGACGACGAGAGCCUCAUCAUCGUCCGGAACACCAAGCGCACCGCCGAGGACGUCACACAGAAACUACAGAUCUCAGCCGAGACCGAGAUCCAGAUCAACACAGCUAGAGAGGAGUACAGACCCGUGGCCACCAGAGGCAGCAUCCUGUACUUCCUCAUCACUGAGAUGUCCAUGGUUAACGUCAUGUACCAAACGUCACUACGACAGUUCUUGGGAAUCUUUGACCUCUCUCUGGCCAGAUCAACCAAAAGUCCAAUUACCAGCAAGCGAAUAGCGAACAUCAUUGAGCAUAUGACCUUUGAAGUGCACAAGUACGCAGCCAGGGGUCUGUAUGAGGAGCACAAAUUCCUGUUUACCCUCCUGCUGACGCUGAAGAUCGACAUGCAGAGUAACCGUGUGAAACACGCCGAGUUCCUCACCCUCAUUAAAGGGGGUGCCUCUCUGGAUCUGAAGGCUUGCCCGCAUAAGCCUGCCAAGUGGAUCUUAGACAUGACUUGGCUCAAUCUGGUGGAGCUCAGUAAACUGUGGCAGUUCUCUGAUAUCCUUGAUCAGAUCUGUCGUAAUGAGAAGCAGUGGAAGGCAUGGUUUGAUAAGGAGGCCCCUGAGGAGGAGGUGAUCCCUAAUGCCUAUGACCAGACCCUGGACUGUUUCCACCACCUGCUGCUCAUACGCUCCUGGUGCCCAGACAGGACCAUCGCACAGGCCCGUAAGUACAUAAUGGACUCGAUGGGAGAGAAGUAUGCAGAGGGAGUGAUCCUGGACCUAGAGAAGACGUGGGAGGAGUCAGACCCCCGGACCCCGCUCAUCUGCUUCCUGUCCAUGGGCUCAGACCCCACCGACUCCAUCAUCGUCCUGGGGAAGAGGCUGAAGAUAGAGACGCGCUAUGUCUCCAUGGGCCAGGGACAGGAGGUCCACGCACGCAAGCUGCUCCAGCAGACCAUGGCCAACGGAGGCUGGGCCUUGCUCCAGAACUGCCACCUGGGCCUGGACUUCAUGGAUGAGCUGAUGGAUACUGUGACAGAGACAGACACCAUCCAUGAGACCUUCCGCCUGUGGAUUACUACAGAGGUCCAAAAAAACUUCCCCAUCACACUGCUGCAGAUGUCCAUCAAGUUCACUAAUGAGCCUCCACAGGGACUGAAGGCAGGGCUGAAGAGGACUUAUGGAGGUGGGUCACACCACAGUUCACACAUACAUAUCCAUGCAUGUGUGAGAGAGAGGCUACAGAAGAUGGGUCUGCUCCAGCCCAUGAACAUCUUCCUGCGUCAGGAGAUAGACCGCAUGCAGAGGGUCAUCGUGCUGGUCAGGAACACGCUGACCGACCUCAAACUGGCCAUCGACGGCACCAUCAUCAUGAGUGAGAACCUACGGGACGCGCUGGACUGCAUGUAUGACGCACGCAUCCCCUCACGUUGGAAGAAGGCGUCAUGGGCCUCCAGCACUCUAGGGUUCUGGUUUACUGAGUUGCUGGAUAGAAACCGUCAGUUCCAGGCGUGGAUCUUUGAAGGACGGCCCAACUGUUUCUGGAUGACAGGGUUCUUUAACCCACAGGGCUUCCUGACCGCCAUGAGACAGGAGAUCACUCGUGCAAACAAGGGCUGGGCCCUAGACCGUAUGGUGCUGUGCAACGAGGUGACCAAGUGGAUGAAGGAUGACGUCACCCAGCCGCCCUCUGAGGGGGUGUAUGUGUACGGCCUCUAUCUGGAGGGGGCGGGCUGGGACAGGAGGAACUGCAAACUCAUCGACUCCAAACCCAAAGUGUUGUUUGAGAUGAUGCCUGUAGUCAGGAUGUAUGCUGAAAACAAUGGUGUCAAGGAUGCCCGGUUAUACUCCUGUCCCAUAUAUAAGAAGCCUGUAAGGAUGGACCUGUAA